AUGUUAAUUGAUGGUGGCAGUCAACGCAGCUUCAUCGCGGAAGAGUUGUCUAGGAAGCUGAAAGCCACCGUGGUAGCCGAAGAGCAGCUCACCAUCUCUGGAUUCGGAAACAUUUCUGCACCUCGGGAAUAUUGUCGGAGAGUACGCGUUACGCUACAUAGCCAGUACGAUGCAAACUCGAUUGAAAUAGAGGCUAUAGAAGUCCCAGAAGUAUGCAGUGACUUGUCAGCACUGACAGAGACAAAUGUGCUUGAAAGGGUAAAAGACAGGGACUUACGUUUGGCUGAUGUCACCGUAUACCAGGUCUCAUAUGAGCCUGGCAUAUGCGUGCUUAUAGGAGCUGACUAUUACUGGCAACUCGUCAGCGGAAAAAUUCAACGACUGGACGACUCCUUAACCGCCAUCGAAACAAUCAUGGGAUGGACACUACAUGGAGAUACCAGAAGUGUGCCGAAGUUCCAGCCAGAAACCGUAAGGACCUUCAACAUACACCUGAUGGAAACCAAUGUCUCACAGCAACUGAGGGCUUUCUGGGAAGUGGAGCAUCUGGGACUGGCCCACGAAGAAAGACAUUCGAAAGAUGACGAAUACGUCCUGAAGAACUUUAUGGAAUCAACUGUUAAAACCAAUGGACGCUACGAAGUUGAACUCCCUUGGCGCAGCAAUUAUUCCGAGCUUAAAGACAACCGAGAUGUCGCUUUGAAGAGGCUGGAGUCUCUACAAAGAAAGCUGUGUCGAGAACCAGAGUUUAACAAGGAAUAUGACACUGCGAUCAGGAGCUACUAUAACAAUGGCUUUGCUGAGAAGGUCACAACGAGCAGUACGAGCGGGCAUGUCACGUACUACAUGCCACACCGAGCGGUAGUGAGACGUGACAGAAUUACAACAAAAGUGCGGGUGGUGUUCGACGCCUCAUCUAGCGCUUCGGACUCUCCUUCUCUCAACGAUGUCUUGUGGACAGGGCCGAAUUUGAAUCCCAGCAUACUUGACUUACUGCUGAAGUUUCGCAGCUUCAAGAUUGGAAUUUCCGCCGACAUCGAAAAAGCUUUUCUUCAAGUGUCACUGGCUGAACACGACCGAGACGCGUUUCGCUAUUUUUGGUUUGAGGAAGGUUCUACUAACCUUGAAGAAUUGCGCAUGACAAGGGUUCCUUUCGGUGCCUGCAGCAGUCCCUUUCUCCUAGCGGCAACUCUGCGACACCACUUUCAACUCGUGGAAGACAAGUACCCUUCGACUGCCAAACUGUUGAAGGAUCAUUUCUAUGUAGAUGAUUUGGUCAUCGGAGCACAGAGCAAAGACGAAGCACAGCAAGUCGUCAACGAUUGCUUCAGUAUUUUGGAAGAGGCGGGGAUGCACCUAACAAAGUGGACGACAAAUGAUGGACAUUUACGAAACUUUUACAACAGUAAAGACAUGAAGAUACAGUUCGAUGUAGGAAACGGAAAAAAGAUUCUUGGACUUAUCUGGGACACUGACAAAGACAUCUUAAAGCCAUCGAUAGACAAGAUGCUUGAAUCGUUAAACGAGCCAAAGGUUACGAAGCGACAGAUCUUAAGCUUUGCCUCACUCAUGUACGAUCCUUUCGGAUUCUUGGCACCGUGCGUUCUGGUGGUGAAGUUAUUAGUUCAAAGGCUGUGGAUACAGAAAUACAGCUGGGAUGCUCCCCUACCCGAGUCUAUUCUUCUGGAGUGGACAGCGUGGACUAAAGGCCUCCCAAUAGUUAAUCAGUUGGAAGUUAAGAGACAUUUUGGUCAAUUCCUCCUGGGUAAGAAUGUUCGGGUUACCAUCCAUGCCUUUAGCGACGCAAGCCCUGCUGCGUAUGGCGCCGUGCUCUUCCUUCAGGUUGUGGCUGCCGUUUUCGGAACGGAAGCUGCUGAAUAUGCCUCCGUUUUGACAGACCCGUCACAUGACUGGAAGGAUCAUCACGGCAUCGAGAUUCGACUGCGUGAUCACCGUUGUCUUAUCGAAGAAGCCAUCCUUCCCUUUGUCCCGACUCCGACGCAUGCGCCAACAUCGGUGACGUCAGCGGCCUCGGACCUUCCAAAGGCUAUAAGAAGCUGCGUACCUCCGUCGAACUUCAGUGGGCCAGGCAGCGGCACUCCGGGCGAAAUGCUCACCAAACCAUUCGUCUUUGUGGUGCAGAAAAGGACAUACCGCUUGGACGGCAGUCGUAUGCAAGGCUACUGGCAGGGCGGUAUCCUACACAUAAGGAUGUGGCACAUACUUAUGACAUUGUAA
Molecule: messenger RNA, 2238 nt
Organism: Rhipicephalus sanguineus (brown dog tick)
Lineage: Eukaryota; Metazoa; Arthropoda; Arachnida; Ixodida; Ixodidae
Exons: 3
Coding region: 1-2238 (745 amino acids)
Source: RefSeq, a predicted model, not a curated record